Molecule: messenger RNA, 1188 nt
Organism: Didymella exigua CBS 183.55
Lineage: Eukaryota; Fungi; Ascomycota; Dothideomycetes; Pleosporales; Didymellaceae
Exons: 1
Coding region: 333-1133 (266 amino acids)
Source: RefSeq, a predicted model, not a curated record
GUACUUCUCGCUGCGAUUGACGCAUUAUCUGCGGCACAGCUUGCUGUCAACGACCGUGAUCGUUCUUUGGUCAAUCGCUCUCGGUCGAUGUACGGGAAAGCUCUUAGCCAGAUGCUGAAAGCUAUCCAGGAUCCAGAGCUGGCAGUGAAAGACGAGACAUUGCUGUCGACCUACAUGCUCACCUUAUAUGAGGUCUUUGUCGGUGUCACUCAGGGACAUGGCUUCUUUUACCACGUACAAGGCUUACUGCACUUGGUCCGGCAGCGUGGUCCAGCAUCCUUUACCACCAGAUUGAGCUUGCAGAUCUUUCAUGCGAUUCGAUAUAACUCGGUAUGAAAUCUAGCGACAUUUCAAUAAUUAUUACUGACGGAACUAAGCUGAGUAUCGGCUACCAUAUGCGCAAAGCGUCGCUGCUUGAUAGUCAUGAAUGGCUCGCAGUGACGGCACGAGCUGCAAAGACAGAUCCUUAUGUUGCCCUGAACGACAUUUGCAUCUGCAUCCCACGACUUCUGGAACGAACCGACAAGAUCGGCAUGCUUGACUGUCCCCCGACCGAACUCGACUCGGUGAUCGAAGACUCGCAAAAACUAGCAAACCGGGCCUUCGAAUGGCUCUCGGACUUCGAAAAAUAUGGGCCCCGCUAUGACAAAGUCGAUAUUGCAUCGAUGGAGACCUUCCUGGAGACAAUUUGCGCAGACCGGGUGUUCGAUCCUGUAUACAAUUUUCACUAUUUUAGUGCCGGCAUCUGCUACAUGAUAUACUGGAUGAGCAUGCUGAUCAUGCAGUCGAACACUUUCAAACUUCUCCGAACGCAUCGUCAGCUUGAGCCGAAACAGCUGAUGAUAUGGGGGCGACAGUUGAGCGGAUAUGCUGACAGUAUCUGCAAGAGCAUUCCGUUUCACUGCAGACCGCAGACAGGAUAUACGGCGAAGUUCGGUUGCUUGACGCCGUUGGUGGUCGCACGGAAGUUUUAUGAGAAUGCAGGGCCUAUGAUGGCAGUCAAAGAGCAAUGGUGCGCAAAAGUGUAUAUUUUGGCCAGGGUGCCUGGAUUAUAUCAGGAGACGCCAGUUGCACUUGAGCCCUUUAAGGCAGUGCAGACUACUGUGCAGCAGGGGGCUAAAAAGUUCAUCUAGGCAUCUGCGCAACUGAAAGGAUCCAAAUUGACAACGACACAGGCAAAUUCCACUC